AUGCUGGUGGGCGACUCGGGGGUCGGCAAGACCUGCUUGCUGGUGCGGUUCAAGGACGGUGCCUUCCUCGCUGGCAGCUUCAUUUCCACAGUUGGAAUUGACUUCAGGAACAAGGUGCUGACAGUGGAUGGGGUGAAGGUGAAGCUGCAGAUCUGGGACACGGCCGGGCAGGAGCGAUUCCGCAGCGUCACCCACGCCUACUACCGGGAUGCCCACGCCCUGCUCCUGCUCUACGAUGUCACCAACAAAGCGUCGUUCGACAACAUCCAGGCUUGGCUGACAGAGAUUCAUGAAUACGCACAGCAAGACGUGGUCCUCAUGUUACUGGGAAACAAGGUGGAUUCAGCCCAGGACAGAGUGGUGAAAAGGGAAGAUGGAGAAAAAUUAGCCAAGGAAUGUGGCGUGCCCUUCAUGGAGACCAGCGCCAAAAGUGGCCUCAAUGUUGAAUUAGCAUUCACAGCCAUCGCAAAGGAACUGAAGCACAGGUCCAUGAAGCUGCCCAACGAGCCCAAAUUCAAGCUCCACGACUACGUGAAGAAGGAAGUGAGAGGCUCAGGCUGCUGCAGGUCCUAA
Molecule: messenger RNA, 573 nt
Organism: Chaetura pelagica (chimney swift)
Lineage: Eukaryota; Metazoa; Chordata; Aves; Apodiformes; Apodidae
Gene: RAB26
Product: RAB26, member RAS oncogene family
Exons: 8
Coding region: 1-573 (190 amino acids)
Cellular component (GO): endosome; Golgi apparatus
Molecular function (GO): GTPase activity; GTP binding
Source: RefSeq, a predicted model, not a curated record